ACGUUAACAGCUGAUUGUCUGUGGAGAGAUUGAAACAAAAGGCUAACUGUUAUUCUUGUCUUAUUUUUAUUUCCUUUUAUUGGAGAUAAUUGGUGAUUAAAAUGAAUUUAUCUCGACAAUUAGUCAUUCAGAAGACGAUUAACAAUCUACUUACACCUCGUGGUAGAUUAAUUGAAUCAUCUAAUUGUCUUCUUUCUUCAUCGUCAUCUUCAACUCUCUACGAUAUCGCUGUGGUUGGCGGAGGAAUCGUCGGAACAGCAACGGCUCGUCUAUUGUCGGCCAAAUAUCGAGAUUUUAAAAUAAUAUUACUCGAAAAAGAGAAGAAAUUAGCUUCUCAUCAAAGUGGUGCUAAUAGUGGUGUUAUUCAUUCAGGAAUUUAUUACCCACCAGGAUCUUUAAAGGCUAAAUUGUGUGUGGAAGGAUCUAAAAAGAUUUACAAAUACUUGAAGGAGAAAAACAUUAACUAUCGUCGUUGUGGUAAAUUGAUUGUCGCUGUUAAUUCUAGUGAAUUGUUUCGAUUAGAGAAAUUAUAUGAACGAGCAAUCAAGAAUAAUGUUCCUGGUGUGGAGAUGAUUGGACCUGAAGGAAUGACCACAAUUCAGCCUGGAGUUAAAGGAAUUCGUUCCUUGUGGUCACCUAACACUGGAAUCGUUGAUUGGGGUUUGGUCACUCAAGCAUUUGCCCAAGAUUUUAAAUCCAAUGGAGGUCAAGUUAGAGUUAAUUUUGAGGUUAAAAAUUUUGAUCUGGUUGAUGGUAAUCCAGUAAAAGUGAUCAUCUCCAACAAAACGGCACCCGAAAAGAUUGAAGCUCGUUGGGUCAUCACAGCCGCUGGACUUUUCUCCGAUAAAAUAGCCCAAAUGACCGGAUCACCAGUUAAUCCAAGAAUUGUUCCCUUUCGAGGUGAAUAUCUUUUACUAAAAGGAGAGAAAAAGAAUCAAAUCAAAACAAAUAUCUAUCCAGUUCCCGAUCCACGAUUACCUUUUCUCGGACUUCAUUUUACUCCUCGACUUGAUGGUAAUGUUUGGCUUGGGCCAAACGCUAUUCUCGCAACCAAACGUGAAGGUUACUCUUAUCGAGAUUUUGACCUUAGAGAUAUGAUCGAUUCUCUAACUCAUCCUGGUUUAAUUAAAUUGUCCCUUAAAUAUCUUAAAGAAGGUGCUCAAGAAAUUUAUCGAAGUUUAAAUGUCGAAGCUCAAGUUAAAAUACUUCAACAAUAUAUUCCUUCAAUUAAAAAGGAAGAUGUGAUUCGUGGUCCUACUGGUGUUCGAGCUCAAGCAUUGGACGAAAAUGGUAAUUUAGUUGAAGAUUUUGUCUUCGAUUCAGGAACGGGUUCGUUCAAAGAUCAUGUUCUUCAUGUUCGAAAUGCUCCUUCACCAGGAGCAACAUCUUCACUCGCAAUCGCUGAAAUGAUUGUCCAACAAAUGGAAAAAAAAUUCUUCAAAUAAUCAACCCUUCUUAUCGUUUAAUUGUUUCUCAACAAUCAACCAUUAACUCUAAUCAUUAUGCUCUCUCUGUGUUUUAAAUUGUAUCAAAUAUUUUACCAAUCAAAUUCACUAAUUUUAGUCCAUAUAAAAUUUAUGCAAAUUUGUAAGUCCCAAUAUAAUUUAAUUUGUUACCUUAUAUCAAUUAAUUGUUAAUAAAUGUACUUUCUGAUUGUAAUUUGAUAAAUAUACAUUUUCCCAAGUAAAUUAAGUGAAAACAAUGACAAUCAAAAUUUAAUUACAUCUCUUUAAUUGGUACAAUAAAUUAAUUAAUCUACUA
This is a messenger RNA of Panonychus citri (citrus red mite), 1761 nucleotides long. RefSeq names its product L-2-hydroxyglutarate dehydrogenase, mitochondrial-like (gene L2HGDH). Lineage: Eukaryota; Metazoa; Arthropoda; Arachnida; Trombidiformes; Tetranychidae. The record is from RefSeq and is a predicted model, not a curated record. The transcript has 2 exons. The coding region runs from base 102 to 1445 and encodes 447 amino acids. Gene Ontology annotation, molecular function: (S)-2-hydroxyglutarate dehydrogenase activity; (S)-2-hydroxy-acid oxidase activity.